This is a messenger RNA of Acromyrmex echinatior (Panamanian leafcutter ant), 6178 nucleotides long. RefSeq names its product peripheral plasma membrane protein CASK (gene CASK). Gene Ontology annotation, biological process: protein phosphorylation. NCBI's taxonomy places the organism in Eukaryota, Metazoa, Arthropoda, Insecta, Hymenoptera, Formicidae. The record is from RefSeq and is a predicted model, not a curated record. Gene Ontology annotation, molecular function: protein kinase activity; protein binding; ATP binding.
CGACGGCGACGACGACGAUAACGACAAUAACGACGACGUCGAUUACGACAACGACGACGACGACGUUGUUGGUUAGGAAACGACUACGACCAGAGCGACAGAAAAAGGCGCGUACUUAUAAAAGGCGCUCCGAAUUAUCACGCAUUCACGUAACCGUGACGCAUCACCUGACGCGUGCAGGUUCCUAGCUUGGUCGACUCCUUCGACCUCCUCCUCUUCCUCGUCGUCACUAUGGCGGACGACGAGGUUCUCUUCGAUGAUGUUUAUGAGCUCUGCGAGAUUAUCGGCAAAGGACCAUUCAGCGUCGUUCGGAAAUGCAUUCACCGUCACACCGGGCAAAUUUUUGCCGUAAAAAUCGUCGAUGUGGCGAAAUUCACCUCUAGUCCUGGGCUCAGUACUGCGGAUUUGAAACGAGAAGCUACAAUAUGCCAUAUGUUGAAACAUCCACAUAUUGUGGAACUGCUCGAAACGUACAGCUCCGAGGGCAUGCUAUACAUGGUAUUUGAAUAUAUGGACGGCUCUGAUUUAUGCUUCGAGGUCGUAAGACGAGCAACUGCUGGAUUCGUAUACAGUGAAGCAGUUGCAAGUCACUACAUGCGACAGAUCCUCGAAGCAUUGCGUUACUGCCAUGAGAAUGACAUUAUUCAUCGUGACCUGAAGCCGCAGUGCGCCCUCCUGGCUGGCAAGGAAAAUUCCGCCCCAGUGAAGCUGCGCGGUUUCGGCGUUGCCGUGCAACUCCCAACCUCGCAAUCUAAUGGCGUUGCAUGUUACACGACCGAGUAUCGGCAGUGUCUGAGCCCAAAGGGGCAGCUCUACUUGAAGGCCGACAGCGAGGGUCGUGUCGGAUGUCCGCACUUCAUGGCGCCGGAAGUGAUCCAACGGCGACAGUAUGGGAAACCUGGUGACGUCUGGUCAGCCGGAGUACUGCUACAUGUCUUGCUAACUGGCACACUUCCAUUUGUCGGAUCUCGAGACAGGCUGCGGGAAGCGAUCUGUCGAGGGCGGGUGCAGAUGGAGACACCACUCUGGGAUCCCAUUAGCGAGCCGGCGAAAGAUCUCAUACAGAGAAUGCUUACAACCGACGUGAAUCAUAGGAUCACCAUCCAGGAGGUUCUCAACCACAAGUGGCUCAGAGAUCGUGAUAAGGGUGCAGCCCGUAUACAUUUAGGUGACACUAUAGAAGAGCUUAAGAAAUUCAAUGCGAGGCGAAAACUGAAAGACGCCGUAAAAGCAGCCAUCUCCUCGUCGAAGUGGCAUGCUCCGUAUUCAGAAGCUAAUGGCGACAAUUUCUCUGAUGUCGGCGAUGACGAGAUAACUACAGGCGCUGUAGCUGAAAUUGCGGAUUGCUUGGAUGACAUUGAAAUUCUUGAGGAAAGUGACAGAUUGUUGCGGUCGGAAGUUCUCAAUGCCGUUGAUGAUCAUCGAAUUCGAGUCAUCUUAGAGCUUUAUGACAGAAUCUCAGGUCGUGUACCAGCACCGUAUCGAGCACCACAAACGGAUGCGGUUCAACGUGCUCGUGAUGUUGAAGAGAUCCUUCGGGAAGCAGAGCAUUCGGCGGUGCGAAAUAUCGAUAGAGCCGAUCUUCGAGAACUUCAUGAAUUAUUGAUCCAGCCACAUAUGAGGGCACUUCUACAAGCUCACGACGUUGCCGGUCACGAGGUCUACGGCGAGGAAGCCACCAGGGUAACGCCACCGCCACUUCUCACGUAUCUGAAUGGCGGCGACGAUCUCGAAGGACAAAACGGCGAUUUAGAUGAAAAAAUUACUCGCGUCAGACUGGUGCAGUUCCAGAAGAACACGGAUGAGCCGAUGGGAAUCACAUUGAAAAUGAAUGAGGAUGGGCAAUGCUUCGUAGCGCGGAUUAUGCACGGUGGGAUGAUCCAUAGACAAGCCACUCUUCACGUUGGUGAUGAGAUUAGAGAGAUCAACGGUAUACCAGUUCAGAAUCAAUCCGUUAAUGCCUUGCAAAAGAUUCUGCGGGAGGCACGUGGAUCGGUGACUUUCAAGAUCGUGCCAUCGUACAGGAGCGCGCCGCCCCCCUGCGAGUUGUUCAGGAUUAAGCCUCUGCCAGUGUUAAUUUUCGUUCGAGCGCAAUUCGACUACGAUCCACUAGAGGAUGAAUUGAUACCUUGCGCACAGGCUGGAAUCGCUUUUAGAACCGGUGACAUUCUGCAGAUCAUCAGCAAGGAUGAUCAUCAUUGGUGGCAAGCGAGGAAGGAUAACGCGGCUGGUUCCGCGGGUCUUAUCCCAUCGCCCGAACUUCAGGAAUGGCGCAUUGCUUGCAUGUCUAUGGAGAAGAACAAGCAAGAACAAGUAAAUUGCUCAAUAUUCGGCCGGAAAAAGAAGCAAUACAAGGAUAAAUAUCUUGCAAAGCACAACGCUGUUUUCGACCAGCUGGACCUGGUGACCUACGAAGAGGUCGUGAAGCUUCCUUAUCCUGCCUUCCAACGGAAAACUUUAGUAUUAUUGGGAGCACAUGGUGUCGGUCGACGACACAUAAAAAAUACGAUUAUUUCCAAGCAUCCUGAUAAAUACGCCUAUCCUAUUCCGCAUACAACGAGGCCUCCACGAAGUGACGAAGAAAAUGGUCGUAAUUACUAUUUCGUAUCGCAUGAUGAAAUGAUGGCAGAUAUAGCUGCUAAUGAAUACCUCGAAUACGGUACACAUGAAGAUGCUAUGUACGGAACUAAGCUCGAAACUAUCCGCAAAAUUCAUGAAGAAGGCAGAAUGGCCAUAUUGGAUGUUGAACCACAGGCACUGAAAGUUUUACGGACUAAAAUUACAUCACAAAAUUAUAUUCUGAACAUUUUCGAACUGAAUCGAUUUUCUAUUAAGCAAAUACGAUUUUUAUAUAAAUGUCUCUUGUGCUUUCAGUUCGACGGUAGUUUAGAACGUUUGGCGAAAGAGUCGGACAUGCUGAAGCAAGCAUAUGGGCAUUUCUUCGAUUUGACCAUCGUGAACAACGAUCUCGACGAGACGAUCGCCCAAUUGGAGGCUGCAAUUGAACGCGUUCACACGACACCACAAUGGGUGCCCGUUUCUUGGGUCUACUGACAGCGGUCUUCGCCGAUUCGUCACAUCGUCACCACGGAUUGCAAUGGCUCAUCGAGGAUGAAACAGUGAUCGCUGGUGCCGUGACGAUCAUCGUAUCACGGUCGAUCCUCUCGACGCGAAGAUUUGACGUCAACAGUCACCGGCGUCCAACAGGAAUACGCCGCAGACAAUUAUGUCGUGUACGUAGGACGUACUCAACGUACUAGCAAACAUAAUCGCCGUCGAUCGGCUCGACGGUGAAAACGAUCAAAGUGCGUGACUAUACGAUGGCCGUGUGUUCAUGAAAUUCUUUCCAUCGCUGCGUAAUUGUUAUUAUCAGUCGCGAGACACGAGAGGAGACCAGCGACGUAUCGUAGUCAUCCUGAUUCAUCGAUGAGUAUUGCCGUUGUGUCCGCUACCGAGGCGUCGGAUCAUCCGGAAAUGGAACGCGUCAUCAUCAAAGCACGACGAAGAUCAGUGACGGCAAUAAUGUCGUCAUGUGCGUCUAGAAACGGACGCUUUUUCGCGGACCACCAACUCUUUCCUGAUUUCAUCUCCUUCUCCCUCUGUUCCGUCUUCCUCCUUUGAAGAUUAAAAGAUAAGACAAAGAGCAACACUGACCAGCUGGGACUUCUUUUGAAACGAGACUGCUGAACGAAUGCGUGUCUUUCUCUUUUAUUCCGCGCAGUUUGUCGCUUCUUUCGACACAUUCCUGGCACGGUUUCGACGAAUUCACAUACGAAUUUCUCGUGAUUCCACGCUCAAGGCAAUCACGUUUACGAACGCGAACUAUGUGCAGUGAUACGGCAACGCGAUAACAAGGAUCAAAGAACGUCGCGCAGAAUGUGGAAAACCAAAAACGAGAAACAAUAGUCGUUAUAUUUUCGCGCGGACAUCAACCGAGCGGCUGCAUCUUCGUACCCUUUAUCUGCGGAAUCUAUCGAUUUCCGUAAACUGUAAUUGCCUCCAAUCAUAUUUUAUCGUAAUUACUUAACGAAAAGAAACUAGAGAUCUCUCUCGUGCGGCACGGCAGUGCUCAUGAAUAUAAUGUAUGUGUGUGUGUGUGUGUAUAUAUAUAUAUACGUAUGUAUGUAUAUGUAUGUAUGUAUGCGUGUUUGUGUGUGAAUAAUGUAUGUGUAUAUAUAGCGAAAGAUGGUCCUGUCGCAAUAAUCGAAACUCGCGUUUCUCUGAUCGUUUAGUCAAAAGAGAAAAAGAAGAACAAUAGAAGAAUAAUAGGAACUGGUGUGCUGCCGGCCGUCCGUCAUUUAACAGUAACUUUAAGCAGUAGAGAACUUCGCCGGUUUCAUCUAGUACUUCUGCUAAUAUCUAACGAGUGUUCAUCUCUCGUCGCGGCUACCUCUACUACCGCGACGAAUCUACGCAUAUACGCAAGCGCUUCUUUCGCAAUUGAUUGUCGUUUGUUUUUUUCCUUUGUCUCUCUUUCUCUCUCUAUCGCCCGCCGAACUUCUCUCACCUUUCUACUUUUGACAAUCGAGAUCGCCGUCGGGGCGAAACGAUUCGUCCGCUCGCUCGCUCGUGCACUCGCCCAUCCUAUUGCCAUUCGUCGUUGCUCACGAGACUCCUCGGUCGCAAAAUCAAAUAUGCACCUGACGAUCUUAUAUUUCCUAUAUAUAUAAACACACGAAGCCGUACUGCAAAUCCCGGACGAAUGCAUAGACGGCGGAUACCGAUCCGACAGUGAGAAUUAUACAAGUGCUUAUUCGGAAGCGCUUGUAUAAGAUUAUUUAAGUUUGUACAAGACAUACAUUCAUUUACAUACACACAUACUCACGCAGGUACGCAACACACGCACGCACGCAAAUACAUAACAUACAUACACAUAUGGGCACACGUCAAAACUAUAAUGUCACUCGGUUCGUAUUACUUACACCUUCGUACAAAAGCGUAUAAUCGAAUGACGAAAUGACAAAAACGCGAAUCUACUUAUAGGAUAUUUAUAAAACGUAAAUUUCAGAUAAAUAGAUAGUUUACCAGCUAUAUGAAAUAAUGACACACAUCUCUUCUCAGUAGAGAAGUACACACGUGCAUCCACGCGUCCCCAUACACCAACUCACAUCGCCCACUUGUCUACACACGCACACAAUAUACAUACAUACGCACAUUACGUACGCACGCAGUCGCAUGCGCGCGAGUGCAGGUUUACAAUAUACAGAUUUAAAAAUUAGGUAAUUAAUUUACAAAGGAUUAAAAAAAAAUUAAAUGUACGACUAAUUAAUAUUAAAAAAAUUACUAGGAGACUAAUAGGUGAUUUGCAUAUGUAUAUGCUCGUAGAACGAAGGAAUGAAUGCGUGUAUACAUGCGGGCGUGGUAUGAUAGUUUAAAGUUGACAACGUUGCGUUUAUCACGGAUCUGUUGGAGUUUCGACUUCACAGUCUGCUUUUCUCUUUCUCAUUCUCUCUCUCUCUCUCUCUCUUUCUCUCUCUCUCUCUCUUUCUCGGUCGUCGCAACGAUCUCGAAACAUAUAGGCGAAUUUAUAUAGGCUUGCGUCUCGCUCCCCUGAUGCGUUCUUCCUAUUCCGCGCGACCAUAGCAGGAUAACACGAACCGAUCGUGGCAGAAGCGCACGAUUAUUAUAUAUUUUAGAAACGCAUAUAAACGAAGGGGAGGGUCACGAUAUCGUCACGCAAUGUCACGUUUGCGAGGACCGGUAACUAUAACAUCGGACAGAAAGAGAUUUUUACAAAGCCAGAUAUGAAUUUGCCGAGUAACGAAAAUGCUCGCACAAGAAAAAAAGGUUGCCCGUCGGUGUGAUAGCGUUCGUAUGCGUAAAACAUUGCGAAAACGCGAGAAGCAUGAAUCACAAGUGAUUUUGUAAUAUUUCUUAUAAGUUGUAGCUGCCAUAUCUAGUAAUUAAGUACUAGGUGCGUUGAGUGAUAAUCUGACGACUGUUACGCUAAUGAUAACGAUGAUGAUGAUUAAUGAUGACAGUGAUCAUGAUGACCGUACGUGCUGCGGCAUGUGUCUCAAUUAAUUUGGAUGAAUUGUGCUAAGAUAUUGAGAGAGACGACGGGUCUAAAGAAAAACAAUAACAUGUUCAUUAUAAUUAUGUAAUUAUAAAUAAGAGGAAGAGACGAAGAAUAUUAUAACACGUUGUUAAUUGAAUUAAUAAAAUUAGCCCAAAGUAA